Messenger RNA from Frieseomelitta varia, 272 nucleotides. RefSeq lists its product as uncharacterized. Gene Ontology annotation, cellular component: plasma membrane. The record is from RefSeq and is a predicted model, not a curated record. Gene Ontology annotation, biological process: detection of chemical stimulus involved in sensory perception of smell; sensory perception of smell. The transcript has 3 exons. Bases 1 to 249 code for a protein of 82 amino acids. Gene Ontology annotation, molecular function: odorant binding; olfactory receptor activity. Lineage: Eukaryota; Metazoa; Arthropoda; Insecta; Hymenoptera; Apidae.
AUGUUCCAAAAUAAUCACUGUGGACAGUUAGUAAUAAAUACUAGUAUGGAUAUAUUUAUCGAAAUAUACGAUUCUACAUGGUACUCUAUUCCGUUAAAAGCGCAAAAGCUAUUAUUGAUGAUUAUGACAAAAAGUUUGCAACAAUAUGAAUUUAAUCUUUCUGGUUUAUUCGUUCCAUGUUACGAAGGCUUUUUGACGAUGAUUAAUGCAGCUUUCUCGUAUUUUACUGUAAUGCAGUCGUUUCAAUAGAAUUCUGUAAAUCUUAUGAGCUU